AAACUCGACACAAAAAAGUUUACCAACAAUACCACACGUUUUGUGGUACUUACCGGAUUCAAAUCCCUCUUCAUUUUAAAGAAUUCGCUGGUGAAGCGAGUGAAGAGCGUGGGGAUGAUCAAAAACGAUAAUAUUAUGGGCAAGAUGUACGCGCGAGAAGCGUCGCGGCGCGUCAAAGAGAAGCUUGAGGCCGAUCGUCGCGAGCAGGAGCGCAAGGAACGCGAGCAGCAAUCACAUGCGAGCCUGAAACACGCCGCUCAUACCCGUAAGAGCCAAGUCAUCGACACCAACGCAGAGGCUGCUGAGUUCGCCGCUAAGCAGCGCAAAAUCAACCUGGAACGCAAGGUCAAACGACAACAGGAGCUGCUUGAACUGCAGCAGAAAUUGUUGGAGGAACACAGCAGGGAGGACGCUAAAGCGGAAGAGCGCAGGCUGAGGGCAAAAGAAAAACAGAAAAACGACCUUCGACGCAAGAGCGAGGAACAUAAAAGGUGGUUUGAGGCCAAAGAGGACCAUCAGCUAGCCGCUAUGCGUGCAAGAAAGGUGCAGCGAGACCGCCCGGACCUGCUUAAGCGCUCGCCCAGUGUCAACGAGAAGGAAAAGAAGGAGCUAAAGAAAAAUCUCAGUGUGGACGAGCUGCCAGGCACCAAGGAAGCGUUGCGUCGGAUCAGAAAAUUCCGACAAGAGGAGAAGGCGAAGAAGGAACAGGAAGAACAGCGAAUACAAGAGCUGCGCAGGUCUAAGUCGGAGCACCGAAAGGAUAUGGUGAAAAACCUCGUGAGAAAAAGAGCGAAGUCGCGGACACCAGAUGACAAGAGUUGCAACAGCUUUGGCAUGCUCGACAUGGAGGAUCGCAUUAAGGGAAUCAAAGACAUGAUCAGCAUGGUCAUCUUAUCCUCGCCGGAAAAAGAGAUUUGAUAAUAUUCUUCCUGUCCUUUAAA
Cloeon dipterum is the source of this 941-nucleotide messenger RNA. RefSeq lists its product as uncharacterized. The coding region runs from base 115 to 918 and encodes 267 amino acids. The record is from RefSeq and is a predicted model, not a curated record. The transcript is spliced from 2 exons. NCBI's taxonomy places the organism in Eukaryota, Metazoa, Arthropoda, Insecta, Ephemeroptera, Baetidae.